CUUUGAUACCCUGUAUUUGUAUUUUGUGGGCCAGCUCGAGAGAGAUUUUUUUUAUAUGAAGAAGUUAAAGUGACUUCUAGUCACAAAAUAAAAGUUUUAGUAUCAAAUCCUAGAAAAAUAAUGAGUUUAGGCGUCAUUCCAAACUCAGAUGAGCUGAAGGAAAGCUCUAAAAAUGCAAAACAGAGAGCAUCCAUUUGUUGGCUUUUAUCAAAAGCUUUCAACAACCAGAUUCCAGAACAGCUCUCUGAACCAUUUUAUACGGACCAUGAUGGAAAUCUUCACUUAAAGCCGCAAAUUGUUGUUGGAUUAGGAAAUGCAUCGCUUUAUUGUCAAGUCUUGGCAAAUAUCUACUGCGACCCAAACUAUCAAAACCUUAACCACUGGUCUAUUUUACAAACUCUUUGUCGUAAAGGCAUAUCUGUAUUUGAGGAACACUCCGGAGUUGCACCACUAACAGAAACACUUUUAAUACAACAAAAUCCGCUAAGAAUUAACGCACAUAUGAUUGUAAUUGAAUCACUUAUGAUACUUUAUGCGAAAGAGAUUACAUCUGGCGACCGCAUUCAAUCGGUUGUCACAAGACUUUCCUUAGGAGCCACACCAGAUAAUUUGAGCAGCGACCAGCUUUUGCUUCAUUGGCUUUCACAUGCUAUGGCUGCUCUUAAGCAUCGAUUACAAAAAAAAUUGGAGCUUGAAGAGCUCUAUGAUAACAAAAACAGGAUAAAGAUUCCUGAUAUUCCGACACCAGUUCAUGAUUUUGCAAGCUUAUGUGAUGGUGUAUGUUUGGCAUAUUUGAUAGCAUUUUAUUGUCCUAAAAUUUUACCGUGGCAUCAAGUUCGAAUAAGUUAUCUUCCAACUAUCGAAGACAGUCUUCACAAUUUAUCACUGGUGGAAAAAUUUUCACAACAUCACUUACCAUAUUCCAUUUUUCAUUUGUUAUCGGAAGAUGUAAUCUCGUUGAGAGAACAUUUGAAAACGAAUCUUGUUCUUUUGUUGGCUGAUAUGUUUACAUUGUUUGAGAUUCAUCCAGCAGAAUGUGUCGACUACCCUGAGCUAGAAACAUCUCCUGGCAACCAAUCUGAAAAUUUUAAAGCCAAUAUUCAUGGGAUCAGUUAUCGCAGAGGUUUAACGUUUCAAUCAGUUCAGCCUAUACCCGAUUUAAGAUGUGGAUCAAAUUUAGUUUCUCCUGUUGCUGAACAAUCCUGCAGUCUAUCUUUUCAAGGAAAACGGUCUGGAUCAGCAACAAAUGUAGUUACGCAACAUACAUCUUAUGCAAAAAACACAAGUUUGUCACCAGAAAAUGAAUUUACAGUUCAUAAAUCAAAAGGAAUCACAACUUUAUUUCAAACGAAGGAAUCAUCGCCAGGAAGUUCACGUCAUUAUAAAGAUAAAGGAAAAAACGAUAUAAAGAAUGAUGAAAAAGCAGAUAAACCGGCAGGUCGCCCUAGUAAUUGGGAGGAUCAACGAAGACCAAGUUUUGCUGGUCGUCGCUCUCGAAAAAAUUCAUUUAGUGAAGACUCUCAGCUCACAAUAGAAAACUUUGGAGGAUCACAAGAACAACUGAAUACAAUAGGGAUGUCAUUUGACCAACGUUCACUUGAUCGAGAGAAGAAACCUCAUGAAACAUCUUUCGCGUCUAUCGAGAUGACUCUUCCUGCCAGAAGUUCUAUAGCAGAUGCAAGAGGAAGUCUUCAAAUUGGAUAUGGUGAUGACGAUGAUUUUUUGAUUAAAGAUAGAGAAAAACCAGUUCUGAAAAGCCAACAUAGCAACGCAUCCUCAAGCAAUAGCAACAUAAACAUGCAAGAAGAGAAAAAAAAGAUGCCUCCAUUAUCUUCAAUUACACCCACGACAACAACUUGGCGACAGCAAAGCUUAAAUCUUAAUCAAUUAAAUGAAAUAUGUGACAUAAAUCAACCUUAUAUUGAUGAGUCAAAACUAAGUUCAGUUCGACUAAAACUUGAAGAAAAAAGGAGACAUAUAGAGAAAGAAAAAAGAAAAAUUGAAGCUCAGAUGUCUAAGCAGCUUCAAAAAGUUGGAAAAGCAGCUUUCUUACAAGCAAUUAAUAUCAAAGAUAAACCCGACCCAUCUCAGAUGAGAGAUAACGAUUCACAUGCAAACGAGAAGCAUAUACAAUCUCAGGAUGUUUUGGAUUCAGAAAGUUUGGGUUCGAAAACUCUUGAGCGUGAACAAAAUAACAAUCUUUCAUUGGAACAAUAUCAUCAGAGUAUUGCAAUGAUGAAUUCUGAUCUUCACGAUAUCCAAGAAGACAUACAGAAACUUGCUGAACAGCAAAAUCAAAUUCAAGUGCAAACAAUGCAAGCCCAGCAACUUCUUCAAGCUCAGCAAAUUGCGAGUAUACUCAACAAUCAAUAUAGCAGUCAACAAAACAUUGCAGGAUUGUAUCAUCCAGUUCAACAACCUGAUUCUAAUCCUCAACUCUCUUUAAAAUCCCAAGCACCUCAAUACGUCAAUGAACAAAUUCAUGAUAUUCAGAAGUUGAUGCCAAGUCAAGGAAGUCCUCGUAUUAUUGAAGAUCAAUACACAUCUACACCAUCUAAAUAUUUGAAUCAAGAACAACAAUUGAAUAUAGUCAAAUAUGUGCAAGACACAAAUCAUUGUCGUGAUCAAUAUGAAACUCAACGGAAUCAAUUCUUUUUGCAUGGGGAUUCCUCAGCGUCAUCUCCACAAACUUCAUCUCGUCGUACAUGGUUGCAAAAGGGACAACAGACUAUGUCAAAACCUGAAAUGUCUUCAUGGUCACAGCAAAGUGCACAUAAACAAGCUGAGAGUUUAUCGUGGAAUUUAAUGCCUAGUCAAAAAAGUAAAUCCAAUUUAGGUGGUUUUAUUUUACAUGAAAAUGGAAAAAAGCAAAACGAAGAUGAUGCUCAUGCCCUUUUCCCUGUCAUGCACGCUUCUCAAAGAGAACCGAGCAGUAAAAUCAACCAAGUCGAUGAUACAAUGACUCCUCAAAGUAUUUCGUUCAUUGGCGAUGAAGAUGGAAAUGAUGACAUAGCGAUGAAUUUUAAUGAUAAUAAAAGAGAUAACAGAAGUUCUCUUCAACAAAGACAUCAAAAUGACAUAAAUAACGUUGAAAUUUCCUUAGGGAAAUUUAACAUUACAAGUGGAUCAAAAACAUACCGAAUUCCUUCUCCAACAAUUAAAAACCAUCCCGGAAUAUCUCCGAAUAGUUUCCAUUCUGUCGAAUCUCAAAACGGCAGUGAAAAGCAAAAAGGUUUUUAUAUAAGUUUUGACAACGAAACUCAGCCGAAACGUCCUAAACCACCAUUAAGAACAAAACGUUCCCCUAAAAAAUCAUUCGACAACCUAAACAACUUUGCUUGUGAUGAUGAAGAUGAUCAUGAAAUAUCAGUAAGGAAGUUCCAAGCUUUUGAUAAACACAAAGAAAAUGAUCAUUUGAUGAGAACAUUUGAUGAUUCCAAUGACUACAAAAUAAUAAAAAAUCCGACAAAAUCAAAUGAUAAUAAAGUUUUACUUGUAGAAGCCAAUGAAAAAAAUUUUGAUCCUGAACAAAUGGAUGAAAUGCAACGAAAAAAAGAGAAAAUCAUGCUUCUUUCUUUGCAACGUCGGCAACAACAAGAGGAGGUGAAGGUUCGUAAAGAAAUUGCAGCAGUGCAACGGAAAGAAAAAGAUCAAAUGAAAGAAGAAGAAAAAGCAAGAAAGAAAGAAGAACAAUUGGCACGGCGCACACAAAUCCUUGAGCAACAUCGUCUGAAAAAAGCUAUAGAAGAAGCAGAACGAGAGGGAAAAGUGUUAGAUAGAGCCACUGCAGAAUUAAUUACAAAGCAACAGCAAAUGUUUUCAACUCAGCCAAAAAUGCGAAGACUUGGCACACAGAGACCACGUCCAAAAACCAUACAUGUUGAGACCAACUCUUCUUUUGACAUGAACCAACUUGAAAAAAAAGCUUCCAACUCAAAUUUGACUGGUAUCCCUUCAAACACUAUGCGACGUGAUUAUUAUCGUGGGAGCCAGGAUUCACUUUCAACAAAAGAAUCACCAGAUGAUUAUCCUAGCACAAGCUCAACACCUCUGGGUCAUAGGAGUUCAAAUAAAUAUGUUAAAGAACCUCAAGGAAAUGAGCGAGGUCGAACUUUAAAUCGUCUUUCGUCAGUUGCGAAAUAUGGAGGCGCCGGUGCCAAUUUUCGUGGUCGAAAAUCCAACUCACUUAUGAAUCUAUGUGGUGACUCAGAUUCAGGUUUGGGUCGGGCGACUCCUCCACGACGUGCACCUUCUCCAGGGAUGGGAUCAAGAACUUCAUCUGGUAAGCACUUACCCUCUCCAAGUGGCCCUGGGAGUCUACCUCAUCCUAAUUUGAUGAUAAAACGUCGAGGAGUUGGAUAUGAUGAUGGUGCCAGUGACAUAAGUUCUACACAUAGUUCCAUUUUUGGCGAUUAUAGUGGUCCUCGACUUUACAAACAACCGGCAGCAAAAUCUAAUCGCGGAAUACUUUUAAAUGCUGUAGAGUAUUGCGUUUUUCCUGGUGUUGUUAACCGAGAGGCAAAACAGAAGGUUUUGGAAAAGAUAGCUCGAAGUGAAGCGAAACAUUUUCUUAUUCUCUUCAGAGAUGCUGGCUGUCAAUUCAGAGCACUUUACAGUUUCGAUCCAGAAACAGAAGCGAUAAUAAAAUUGUAUGGUACUGGACCUUCUCAUGUCUAUGACGUCAUGUUUGAUAAGUUUUUCAAAUAUAAUUCUGGAGGGAAAUGCUUUGCCCAGGUGCAUACAAAGCAUUUAACAGUAACUUGUGAUGCUUUUUCAAUACAUAAUUCGCUCUGGCAAGGCAAGAAAACAAGUCAUCUGCCCAACAAGAAAGACAUGGCGCUUGUUAUUUAAUAAAAUAUAUUUAUAAUUAAUAAGUAUAACAGAGUUUAAUAAUUUGCUUUCAUGGAAAAAGGGAAAACCUGGAAUAAACUAACUCAAUCAUUGAACAUUCGUACACUAAGUUUUCACCAAUUAUAAUUAAAUAUCUAAUUAAAUUUAAAAAAUAUAUCUAAAACCGUUUCAUCUCAUUCAGUAACAAAAAGAACCGAAUAAAUAUGUUUAUUAUCAACAGGAAACUCACAAAUGUUGAAUUAAUUGAUCACAAUAAACUUAUCAAUCUUCUUUUUUCUAUCAGCAUCAUCAAUAAGUUGCAAUGAAAAUAAAAGAAAUAAAUUGAAGAUUCCAAUAAUGAUGAAAUCAGAAAAUUUGGUUUUAAUAAACUUACAUAUUUUUUGUUAUUUUUCUGUUUGUUUCAUACUUGAGUACAAACAUGUUAUGAUGUUGAUAGUAACUAAAUAUUUAGCAGCAAAGUUAAUAUUUUUGCAUACUAUGCUAAUCGUCUGUCAUGCUUUUAUUCAUUCAAAACAGAACUAAAACUUUAUAGAAGAGAAUAUUUUUCAAGAUAAAGACAUUUGAAAACUCUAUCGCAAAUUAUCUAAUAUAUUUCGAAAUUUUCUUUGUUUAGAUUUACGUUUUUACAUCACGCAUAAGUUUAUCUCUUUUAAGUCAUCUCUCAAAUUUUAUUCUAUUAUUUAAUGAUUUUAAUCAACAUUUUAAUAAACAAAUCCACAAAUUUCUAUUGCAAAAUGUAAUCUUAAUUACAUUUUUAAGGGGCACACGUGAUUAAUAAUUAAAAAGUCGUUCAGAAAUUUAUCAAAAU
Molecule: messenger RNA, 5659 nt
Organism: Clunio marinus
Lineage: Eukaryota; Metazoa; Arthropoda; Insecta; Diptera; Chironomidae
Source: the annotation of a GenBank genome assembly